This is a messenger RNA of Bombyx mandarina (wild silkworm), 4302 nucleotides long. RefSeq lists its product as uncharacterized. Gene Ontology annotation, molecular function: protein binding. NCBI's taxonomy places the organism in Eukaryota, Metazoa, Arthropoda, Insecta, Lepidoptera, Bombycidae. Gene Ontology annotation, cellular component: extracellular matrix. The record is from RefSeq and is a predicted model, not a curated record.
CAGGCCGUGUCGUUUCACUGCACUCUACACUCCCUGCUACUAGCCCCUCGAAGCGGUCUAACUUUAAAAUGCUCCUCAGGUCUAUUAGGAACACUGUGCCAAAGAAUAGAGCAAGUGACUGAUCAAGUUCCACUGAAUUGUUCCUUGAAACUUACAUUUCAAAACUUUGGAUUUGAGCCAGUGCGCCGAUAGUGAGUUUGCGAUGUGAUUUUAUCUUCAUAACUAUUCUGAUGGUGUUGGGAGAUGGCAGUGCGCGGUGGGCGCUACACGUGGCGGUGCUGUUGGCAUGCCUUUUGGUGGGUGCACUGGCGCCAGAGAAACUGGAGCCCUGUACGGGUAGCCCGCUCUGCUCUUGCAGAACUGCUCACAUGUCUUGCAUCGCGGUACCUUUACACAGAUUUCCAGAAUGGCCUCGGAUAGAGCUUCAACACCUAGACGUGAGCAUGUCUAACCUAGAAGUGCUCUCGGAAAGUGCUCUAGAUGGUUUGAAACUGCAAACUUUAGUUCUAGUAGCUAAUAAAUUGCAUCAUAUAGAACAACACGCCUUUAGUUCGAUGGCGUCAUCGCUGGCGUCUCUAGACCUUGGUUACAAUGAGUUCACUGAAAUACCGCAACAAGGCUUAAAAGAUUUAAAAGUUUUGAACUGGUUGAAUUUGCAGAAUAACAACAUAGUGUACAUUGGGCUCGAAGUUAAUUGGCAUCACCUAGAAGAGACUCUCACGAGCUUAUCGCUGAGCAACAAUCAAAUUAUUUUUCUGAAAUCUCAAGCUUUAUCAUCACUGCACCAUCUCUUACAAUUAGAUUUGGAAGGAAAUCAUAUAAGAAGUAUCAGUUCAGAUUCCUUGCCACAAUCCUUGACACUCCUCAAGCUCUCCAAUAACUUUUUAUUUGAAUUAUCCUGUGAUUUGAUUUUUAAUCUACCUCGUUUACAGUCCAUCAAUUUAAGACAUAAUUAUGUAAGAUUGAACGCCAACACUCCAUGUCAUCAUAACAAAAGUAAAAAGCUGGAAAAACUGGAUUUAAGUAACAAUAAUAUAAAUGACAGUUCUGACAUUGACAUUUUCCAUGAAAUUCAAAUACGACAAAUAAUUUUAGAUUUAAACGAACUGAGCACAAUACCGAAGUUAUUGUUUACAAACAUUCGAAUCGAGAAACUGUCCGUUUCGUAUAACAAACUCAAUUCCGUAAGCCGCGAUCUGUUUUUGUCACUGAGAAAUUCACUUGAACAUUUAGAAUUGGAACACAACAAUUUGUUCCACUUGCCGGACAGUCUGGCUCUAGUCGGUCGACUUCGUCAUUUAUCUCUAGCUUACAACCGACUAGAAGAAUCACCCCUACUGCCUGCUCGGAUUCAGACGCUCUCGUUGGCUGGAAACUUUUUAACUUCAAUACCCGCCGUGCUACAAACACUUGAGCCUGGUUCCAUUCGUUAUCUGGACCUAAGCUACAACAAGAUAUCUAAUUUGUUACCCAACGACUUUUUAGAUUGGGCCACAGCCCUGGGAACUGUAAACUUAAGAGGUAACAGAGUUGCACAAAUCUAUUCGAAUGUUUUUCCAGCAAAUAUGCCGCUCAAAGAGAUAAAUCUGAGUUUCAACGACUUGUAUUACAUUCACCCACAAUCUUUUGCGAACGUAACCGGUUCUUUACACAUAUUGGAAUCUUCUUCUACAUUAUUCAGUGGAUUUUUUCCUUUCGAAAUUGAAGAAAACCUAGAUUUUCUCAGCUGGCUUUCCUUCGACAACAACGAUUUUCAUAUUUUAAAACUAUCCGAGCUUGUUUCAUUCCCUAAUCUUAAAUAUUUGAACAUGGAAUACAAUAGAAUUGUUGAUAUUAUUACCACAUAUCCAUAUAAUUUCACUUUAUCUCUAAGCAAUAUAAGAAUGUCCUUUAACUUUUUAAGCUACAUACAAAGAGAAACGUUUGCUCAUAUGCCAGAGUUAAGAAACUUGGAUUUAUCUUAUAAUCGAAUCAACAACUUAACUAAGCACAGUUUCGCAAACUUACCGAAUUUAAGAUAUUUAUCUCUGGCGGGUAACAUAAUCGAUACGAUGGAAACUGAGACCUUCACGAAUUUACCGAAAUUGGAAGUAUUAGAGCUUCAAGGAAACAACUUCACGUAUUUGUCGUUGGCUUCAUUUCAUAACAUUUCAGGUUCCGGUGUAACGUUUACAUUAAAUGUUAGUAGAAAUUGCAUUCACCAUAUUGAGGGUGAAACAAUUUUACCUAUCAACGUUUUUGAUGGUUCACAUAACUGUAUGCAUCAAGUGCCAAAUAGUUUAUUAUUAGCGAUAGAAUUUUCAAUUCGACAAAUAAUUUUAUCUUAUAAUAGAAUCGUGCAAAUACCUAAUGAAGUAUUCGGUGAGGCCACAUUUUUAGAGAUAGUAGAUUUACACAAAAACGAAAUACAUUUAAUAAAAAAGAAAGCAUUUACAAACCUUGUAUUUUUACAAAUCUUAGAUUUAUCAUUCAAUGCUAUUUCUCAGCUGUCAGUGGAACAGUUUUAUAAUCUAAACAAAUUAAGAUAUUUAAACUUAAAUCACAACAAUUUACGAUUACUACCCCGAGAUAUCUUUAAAAAUACGAUAAUCGAACAUUUAGAUUUAAGCCACAAUGAAAUAUCUAUCUUCCCAGUAACAGCUCUUUCACAGAUUGGCUUUACUUUGCGUUAUCUAGAUUUAUCAGAGAACCGAAUCGAGUAUUUGGACAGCAACAUUUUUCGUAACACACAAUUCUUAUUAAACUUGAACUUGGGUAAAAAUCUUUUAACGGUGUUAUCCGAUAACACGUUUUCGAGUCUUGGUGGGCUGCGUCAACUGGAUCUGAGUUCUAACUCUAUAAAGGCCAACUUUAAGGAGUUGUUUCACAACCUCCCAAACUUGAGGCAUUUGAACCUUGCAAAUGUAAGCUUAAAGUCGGUGCCUUAUCUACCCUUGAUGAACUUAACUAGUCUCAAUUUAACGUCAAAUUACAUUAACAGUUUUAAGGAUAUUGAUGUAAAGCGACUACGACUAGUGAAUCUUCGCCAUUUAGAUUUAAGUCACAAUCGUCUUACCUCUUUAGUGCCAAAGAUGUGGAUUCAUUUAAAUAAUUUAAAUACGCUCGACGUCUCUUACAACCCUAUAGUUAGGAUUACACAGAAUAGUUUCAAAUCGUUAAGUAAUUUAUCUCAUUUAAAUUUAAAUGGUUUGAAAUACUUAGAUAUUGUGGAUCCAGAUUCCUUCCGUCCCUUGAUGUCUUUGCGAUCCCUAUAUAUUCAAACUUGGUCUAAUAUAAACCACUCCUCUUUCCGAAUAUCUAAUAUCACUUCUUCACUUCCUUCUUUGUAUAAAUUGAUAAUAUUCUGGACUGAUGAAGUAAUCGAUAGCCAGCUUCAUGAAAUUGAUGCUAAGAACGUUCGGUACCUAGAAAUUAGAGGAAUCAAACUUCAAAGAAUUUCAGACGAUGCUUUUCAUGCCUUCGCUCGGAAUCAAGAAUUAUUCUUGAGAAUCACAAUGACAUCAUUAAGAAAAUUGCCAAUGGCUUUUAUGAGACAUCUGGGAAAAAUACCUCAACUAGGUAUUGACAUCAGCUACAAUCAACUCUCUACUCUCAACCCAGCCAUAUUCUAUCCGAAUUUUACAAGUUGGAGUCAAGUUGCAACCAAGUUACUGUCAGGUGGCUUGAUUUUAACGGGAAAUCCAUUGGAAUGUGAAUGUGAACUAGCGUGGCUGGGCGCAUGGCUACGACGCUGGUUGCAAGAGAACGAAGCAGGGGCAGAGUUGAGGAGAGCAGUGCGUGAAGCGUCUUGUAAAGAUCAACUCGGACGAAGGAUACCGCUUCUACAACUCCGCGCUGACGAAGCCGAAUGCCACGCGAGUGCGCUUUCCAGUGACGCUCAGCUCAAUCACAAAAAGAUGCUACACACAUUCAUAGCCGCAAUCUGGAUUUUAAUAUUCAGAUGAUGUCAAUGAACUGGCUUAGUAUAAUUAAUAAAUAAAACAUUGUAAAUAUUCGAAGCCGCACGAAUCUAUUGAUUUGCAAAAAGAACAGACUGUAGGUGAAUUUUGUACACGGUACGAUUUUGAAUAUUAAUGUAGACAACAUGAGACGUGUUCGUGAUUAAUAGGGUUAAUUAAUAACGAAAUUGAUUAAUAUUGUAAUAAUUGAAAAAUGAGAUGUUAUCUUAAACAAUUUUGAAGGUCUUAAGAGUAGGGAUUUAGAAAGUCGAUUAUGUUGGUUGUGGUCCGAAAUUCUUAAUUUAAAUCAGUAUUUCUUUUGUAAUAGUCAAUUUCAUUUCAUCGGAAGUCAAGUUUCAAUACA